AUGGCCUCAAAAGGACGCAAAAAGCGAGGAAGUAAAGACUCAACAUCCAGCAAUGCUGGAAGUGGUGACGGCGAGGUUGGUGACAAGAAAAAGAAGGAGGGAAAAAAGAAAAGUUCCGGUAGCAAAUCGAUUGGUUGUGAUAUUUUUAAUGAUGCAGCCAUGGACAAUGCCUACUAUGUGUGUCAUAAUGUACAGGAUGUAUUAAAGUCUCGUGGAUUUGCUUGGCCAGACGGUCAGAAGAAAAAGAAAAAGGGCAAACGCUAAUCAGAUGUCUGAUGAAU
Messenger RNA from Musca vetustissima, 281 nucleotides. Its product is annotated as small lysine-rich protein 1. Bases 1 to 264 code for a protein of 87 amino acids. Lineage: Eukaryota; Metazoa; Arthropoda; Insecta; Diptera; Muscidae. The record is from RefSeq and is a predicted model, not a curated record. The transcript has 2 exons.